AUGGUGCGGCUGCGGCGGCGGCUGGUGCGAGGCGGGUGCGGGUGCGGCUACGGCAGCGGCGGGUGGUGGGUGCGGGUGCGGGUGCGGCAGCGGCAGCGUGGCACGGGUGAAAUGUGGACCCUUUAUGUUCAUUGCAAGAAUGGACUUCCAGAUGAGGAUUAUGUAAUGUUCAAAUUGGAAAAGCCUCAUAUAAAAUUGUCAACCUUGACAUCUCUUAAAGACCAGCUUGGGUAUAAUGCCCGGGACUUCCUGUACUACAAGAAGCGUUGUGGAAGUGAUGUUGCAAGUCUUCAGCCCCUCGAUUUUGUCAGACAUGCAGAAAUUAUGCUACAAGACAAUGAGAGUGAGAAGGAAAUUAGAUUAGUACUCUCAAAGGAACAAGAGAUAGCACAACAAGUCAGCAUAACACCUCUCAAACGACCAAGGCAGCAGCUGGGAGAAGAUGAGCAUCCGUUUAUGGAUGAUCCUUUUGAUGCAUACAAGGACUGGCGAAAGAAGCUACAACCGGAACAAUCUGAAAAUUUGAAGGAUGACACUAGGGAACAAACAGUCAACACGUAUAAGGAAUUUUUAAGGAUAAACGGGGACAUUCCAGAAAUUAUGGCAUUUGUUGAGCAACGUGACACUGAUGCAAUCAUAGACGAAGAUGACGAAAGCAACAGAAGCAACGCAACACCACCCUCAAAUAGGCCAAGCCAUGCAAGGAAGACAAGAGACGAGGGCAAUGGACAUGGCUCCAAUGAACGCAAGAAAAGAGGUCGUGGCGCUGUUAAAGGAUUAACAGUAGGAAACAAGAGAGUUAAGGAACGCAUUCAUACACUCCCAAUCGAAUUUUCAGAAAGCUGUGGAGGACCCAUUGGACCAAAUGCCCGUGCAUUUGUCGAUGAGGUUGUUAUAUUUACAAGGAAAUGGGCCCCACUAAUCGGAGUAAAUAGUUGGAAGGAUAUAAAGGAAGAAGUCAAACUAGAAAUUGCAGAAGAGAUACUGGUAUGAUGUGUACUAUUUUUUAUUAAGGAACAUUGUCGUUACUGUCACACCCGGUUUUAAAGAACAAUACCAGGCUAGUCAUAUGUGUGCCCAGGAAGUCCACACAUAUAACAACAGAAGCAAUAAUAUCAAAAACAGUGUUAUAUGCGGAAACAUACUUAUAAUUAACACUUACAUAAGAGAAUCGUAACACAAUAACUAAUCUUCAGGCUCAAUCUUCACAGGGACGGCUGACUGGGG
Molecule: messenger RNA, 1227 nt
Organism: Sorghum bicolor (sorghum)
Lineage: Eukaryota; Viridiplantae; Streptophyta; Magnoliopsida; Poales; Poaceae
Exons: 5
Coding region: 1-993 (330 amino acids)
Source: RefSeq, a predicted model, not a curated record